GUCCGCGCGCGUUGCUCAGGUAGGUUGCCGGGUAGGAGGCGAGGGGUGCAGGUGGAGGGACUAGGAUGUAGAAGGGAGGAACAGGCCGAGAGUACGGGGCCUGCACUACUGAGCUAAACAUUCACGGAUUCAGUAGCUUACGAGAGGCCUCACGGUUGAGUUUACGGUCGAUUCGCGCUGCCCGUUGGAAACUGAGCUGUUGAGAAGAUAACUGUAAAUUCGCCGAGUGCAGGAAGUGACAGGCGUGUAUGGACCUGGGUACCCUGUACCUAUACGAGUAUCGAUUAAAAAUUCAGUUCGCGAGUGACACUUUGAUCCGAGUGUUGACUGGGCCCUGUUCGGGCUUCCGGCAAUCGGGUUGCUGGACAAUGAACCUGUCAUUUGAUUUGUGAAAAAAAACGUCCACGUGCGAAUCUACUCGCAUUCAGUUUAGAAUUCACUCAUGUAGAUUCUCGAUGAUUGUCCGUGACGUGAAGUAAGGACAAGGUGAUGAAUUUACGAGAUUACAAGUGGAUUUAACAAUUUUGUCGCAAUCUUCUGUCGGCUGACGUCUUUCAAGUACUUUUAAGCAUGACACUCUUGUGAUCGUUACAGACGUGUUUCGCUUUGGGCGUUUUUUUUUUCAUCUCUUGUGUCGCGAGCGAUCUUGACUGUACUCGUAGCGGCGAAGCUCGCUUACCCCACUUCGAUGUAGUGGUAGUGUAAGUGAUAACGUCGUGCAUCGCUCCCAACAUCAGGUCACGAUGCCAAAGAUCUUUCUGAUCAAGAACCGACUGCAUCAGCAGUUGCGGCUGCUGGAGUCGCAACAUACCAGUAAGAGCCCGCCACUUGGCAGCAAGGACAGCCCAUUUGGCAGCUCGGAGCCGCUAAGUCUCAUAGUCAACAAGGACCAAUAUCGCGACAAAACUGAUGAUGACCGUGCAACGACCCCGGAAUCCUUACGCAGUAGCAGUCCGGCACCGUCGCCGCCGCCUACGCCGGCGAGCAACGCGACCAGCCCGCCACCCAGACGAUUCAUCUCCAGCAUCCUCGGCGGUGACGUGCCGUACGGUAGCAGGCGUCACGUGCUCACCCGGGCGGAACGGAAGGAGUACAGCAGCCCGCCGAUAGUCUCGGACGAUCCACCCCAGUUCCUGUCCAAGUCGGAAAGAAUCGCUCCGCCGAGGCCGCAGACGCCGCCGAAAGCGCCCCGAGUCGAGCCACCCACCAGAGUCUCGGUUAUCCAGAGGGUGCCGUCGCAAGGUCAAUCCGCCUCUAGAAAAGAGGGGAACAAGAUCGAGAUCGAGAGAGUCGAUCCGGUGCAAGCACCCGAACCGGAGCAGGAGCAGCCCAUCGACUAUGCGGUUCCGAAGCGGAAAGACGAGGACGAGGAGAAGUGCCGCGAUGGCGCAAUGGCGUCGCGCAGUUCCGGCAAUUCCAUCGCGAGAUCUUUGCUAGCCGUCAAAUUGUCCGGCUCGCACGCGGCAGUGCAGGCAGCCGCGGGGCACGGCAGAUCCUCCAACUCGGGCAACGGCGGUUCCUCCAGCGGUGGCGGCAACGGUGCCAGUAAUUCCUCGUCCAACAGCGGCAUCGGUGGAUGCGGAAACGGAGCGAUGAUCGGCGGUAGCGGAAGCAGCGGCGGCAGCGGCGGCGGCGCCGUGGGUGGCGGCGCGGGCGGAGGCGGGAUGCCUCCCGGGGGUAAUGGAGGUCGCGGCAAUUACGGGCCGAGCUCGCCGCCAACGGGGUCCCUGCCACCGUUCUACGAGUCCCUGAAGGGUGGUAACAAUCUCGCCAACUUCGCCAAUCAGUACAACACCGCCCAAGGAAACGCAUAUCUAACACCACUGACGGCGGUCGGGAUUGAAUGCGAUACUGGUCAGCAGGACAAUUCUCAGCACGCACAGUAUAAUGCGCAGGAGGGCAAACAGUAUUCUCUCCUUCAAAAUGUCUGCGCAAAUGUAUGCGCAUCCUACGGCUUGACGUUCAAAGAAGAAGAGGAGGAGUUGGGAGGUUACAAAAUUCAACCGGAUCUCUUGUCUGGCCAGUACGCCUCCUAUGACGUCACCGACGCGGGUAUGAUGGUAGACAUGGUGACUGGCGCCGUGGUGGAUCCGUUGCAAUUCACCGCCGGUACUCUGACCUUCAACUCACCCUCUGAUCACACGGCAUUACUGGAGAGCCUCAGCGAUGCCGCCGAUCUCUUGUUGCCCAGGUUGCAAACCGAGGACGGAAGUAGCGAUCUUCUAGAAGAAUCAUUGCACUCGCCUGCCUCAACCGGCAGCAGCGGAAUUGGUCAAGAUGCCGGUCAAAUGACCACUCCCGUCGAGCCCAGCGUCGAUCCUUUCCCUGAGCAUAGCAUGGCCUUGACCAGAGGCUUUGACACGAGACAUUACACGACUCCGCAACACUUUAACGCGUCCAAGCUCGCGAGCUUGAAUUAUGCAACCGGAGAAUCGAGUUAUCAGCCAUUGCCGAAGGAACGGCCGGAACUCGCGCUGCAUGUUAAUCAGAAUCAGCAGCAUCAGCAAGAUCAACAGUUGCAAAUUCAAGUGCAACUGCAACAGCAGAAGCAACAAGCUGCCUCGUCGCCGCAUCAACAACAACAGCAGCAGCAGCAGCAGCAUCAAGGUCUUCUAAGCCCCGGAUUGAAUUUUAGUAACGGUUUAGAUUUGGACUCUGGUAGCAGCGUGGGGGGAAGUCUGCCUAGUCCCGGCACUGGCAGCUGUUCUCUGGACGGGGCAUCGUCUGGCACUUCACCGUCAUGUGCGCUAGCAGAACACGCGCACAGUCCAGUCGUAUCACCUACCACAGUCGCAGCGCAAACCACUGGAGCAGUCGGGGAACCACCUCUCUCGCAACGGGUCGGUGUACUUCAACAAAGGCUGGGUUUACCGAAUGACUGUCAGCUAGAAUUUGUUAACGGGGGUCACGGCAUAAAGAAUCCUUUAGCUGUCGAAGGCCAAAGGCAGCCUGGAACCAAUCGAGAUGAAGAAAGAACGAAUCGAACUCCACCUAGCAAGGAUGACGAUCCCAGUCGUUUUACUUGCCGCGUGUGCAGCAAAAACUUUAGCCUUCAGCGGCUUCUUAAUCGUCACAUGAAGUGUCACAGCGAUGUAAAACGUUAUCUUUGCACGUUCUGUGGAAAGGGCUUCAAUGACACUUUCGACCUCAAAAGGCAUACGAGAACACAUACGGGCGUGCGACCUUACAAGUGUUUCCUUUGCGAGAAAAGUUUUACGCAAAGGUGCUCCCUGGAAAGUCACGGUCAGAAGGUUCAUGGCGUUCAACAUCAGUAUGCUUAUAAAGAGCGACGUGCUAAGAUGUACGUUUGCGAGGAAUGCGGACAUACCACGCAUGAGCCGGAAGUGCAUUAUCUUCAUCUGAAGGAACAGCAUCCUUACAGUCCGGCGCUACUAAAGUUCUACGACAAGCGGCACUUCAAGUUCACCAAUAGUAACUUCGCCAAUAUGUUGCUCCAGGGAGGCUUCGAUACUCGAACGAACAAAACAAAAUACACAGCGCGGUAUACAAGAACACGAAAUUGUUCUUGUUGAUGUAACUCUUCAGGGUGGCCUGUUGCAACGGGACUUGCGGAACACGGACAGCUGCAGCCUCGCGGAGCGACGAGAGACAGUCUCAAAGAGCACGGAGGCGACGCACCAACAGACCACGACCAGCUUCUGAAUCCAUCAUCGGCGACCCGGGCGAGUGACGUCAAUCGAUCGGGCUGGAUCUCUUCGAAGUUAGGUCGACGAAGGGAGUGACGUCGCGCGAAAAAGUACCUGCAGGUGGCUCCCAUAGCGGUGACACUGGAACACACAAAUAUCGAAGUCCGAAGGCGAUAGGAUUAAAUCUCUGUGCGAUCAACUAGAUUCCGCCGCCUCAAACCCAUCUAUGGGUAGAGGAAAAAGAUGAGAAGAGGAGGAGAAGGAAAAAUAAGAAAAUAGAGUAAGAGAGUCGCGAUAAUAAUAAGCGAAAUCGAAUGCUUGAUUGUUAUAUUAUAGCUUCUCUUUUACAUUGAAACUUGUAUGAUUAAAUUUAUGCGUUAUUCUUCCUUUCUCUGGAAAUUCUCUAAAAAAGAUGGUACCAAUGAAAAAGAAUAAAUAUUUCAAAAGGAAUAUUAGUAUGCGUAAUGUUCGUCAUAGCGUUCGUGAAAAUUUUUCAUCUAUUGAAACAAUCAAUAUAGAUGACAUAUCGUUUUUAAAUUAUAUAUCGAGCAGAGAAUUUUUUAACGGACUUGUAAACUUGUAACACUACAAAUCUACAAAACAUUUUCGGACAAUGCUCU
This is a messenger RNA of Camponotus floridanus (Florida carpenter ant), 4267 nucleotides long. Its product is annotated as transcriptional regulator ovo. The coding region runs from base 744 to 3533 and encodes 929 amino acids. The transcript is spliced from 10 exons. The record is from RefSeq and is a predicted model, not a curated record. Gene Ontology annotation, biological process: regulation of transcription by RNA polymerase II; epidermal cell differentiation. NCBI's taxonomy places the organism in Eukaryota, Metazoa, Arthropoda, Insecta, Hymenoptera, Formicidae. Gene Ontology annotation, cellular component: nucleus. Gene Ontology annotation, molecular function: DNA-binding transcription factor activity, RNA polymerase II-specific; RNA polymerase II cis-regulatory region sequence-specific DNA binding.